GCGCUCAUGGCGGCUGCGGGAAGGGCGCGCGCAGUCCUGAAGCGCCUCAGUUUGUGAACGCGAGAAGAAAAUAAACGUCACAAUGCGGCGGGGAUAAACCAGACAACCUCCGGAUUUAUAUUUUAAAUAAUGUUUGCAGAGGCCAGUCUGUCCGUCUGGGGAUGGGGGGGUCUGGGAGUUGUGCUCUUCCUCAUCUCAUUUGGACCCUUUGCCAUCUUUUAUCUGGCCUUCUACAUCCUCUGUUUCAUUGGCGGGGGAUUUGUAGUGCUGCUUUUAUUUGGAAAGACAAACUCUGAGAAACACCUGGAAAGGUGUGAACACUCCUACCUGCCACCUACACAAGCGGGUAUAAUGAAGGUUUUAGAAGAGAUGAAAUGUGAGUCCAAACCCAUAAAGAUCGACCGGCGUUUGACAGGAUCCAACAUCAUAGAUGAACCGCUGCAGCAGGUGAUCCAGUUUGCUUUGAGGGACUAUAUCCAGUACUGGUACUACACUCUGAGCGAUGAUGAGACUUUCCUCCUAGAGAUCCGACAGACAGUUCAGAACGCCCUCGUAGAGUUCUCCACCAGGUCUAAAGAAGUGGACUGGCAGCCGUAUUUCACCACCAGACUGGUGGAUGAUUUUGCAACCCAUCUGCGAGUUUUCAGAAAAGCUCAGGAGAGACUGAACGAGAGAGAAGAUCCUAAACAACGUGAUGCUCCAGACGAGUUGCUGGACUCGUUUUUUGAGGCGGAGGUAGAAAUGGAGAGGAAGAUCUGUAGAGACAUGGUGUGCACGUCCCGUAAAGAUGAAGAAGGUUACCUGCGGGAUCUCUGUGAAGUGCUGCUUUAUCUGUUACUACCUCCUGGAGAUUUCCACAACAAGAACAUGAGAUACUUCCUCAGGGAAGUAUUAGCCAGAGGAGUUCUUCUGCCAUUAAUUAACCAGUUGAGUGACCCGGAUUACAUCAACCAGUUCAUUAUCUGGAUGAUACGUGACUCAAGCUGUGACUACGAGGCCUUCCUGAACAUCUUAAAGUUGACAGACAAACCGGCCGAGCUGGAGGCCGUCAAAGACAAAGUCCUGGAAGAGCUUCAGUUUUUGCGAUCUCUGGACACAGCUGGAGACCAUAUCAGCGUAAUAAAGAAUCAAAUGAACAGUUUGCUUUUUGUGAAGAAAGUCUGUGAAACAAGAAUACAAAGGCUACAAUCAGGAAAGGAAGUCGACACUUUAAAACUUGCUGCUAAUUUUGGGAAGUUGUGCGUGAUUCCGUUGGAACAUAUCCUAGUGCAUAACAUCGCACUCCAGUUCUUCAUGGACUACAUGCAGCACAUGGGUGGACAGGCGGUUCUGUUCUUCUGGCUGACGGUGGAGGGCUAUCGGGUCACAGCACAGCAGCAGCUGGAGGUGUUACAGAGCAGCCAGAGAGAUGGAAAAAACCAGAGCAGCCAGACAACCAAAGGGCUACUGAGAGCCGCCGCACUGGGCGUCUAUGACCAGUACCUGUCUGAGAAGGCCUCUCCCAGAGUGCAGGUGGACGAAACGUCUGCUGCCAGAUUGGAACAAAAACUCAGCAAAGAGGAUCCCACACCUGAGAUAUUCGAUGAGAUCCAGAGAAAGAUGUAUGAUCUGAUGUUGAAGGAUGAGAGGUAUUAUCCGUCUUUUAAGCAGCACCCGCUGUAUGUACGGAUGCUGGCUGAGCUGGACAUGCUCAAGGAACCCAGUUACAGGGGUUCUGAGGAUGGGGACUUAGAGUCUUUCAAUGGCUCUCCAACAGGAAGCAUUAAUUUAUCAUUAGAUGAUCUCAGCAGCGGGAGUGUGGAUGAAUCUGCUCAGCUUCAUGCGUUUAUCUCUGAUACAGGCGUUUGUAAUGAUCACGGGAAGACCUACGCCCUCUACACCAUUACUGUCAUCCGCAAGAACUCAGACGGCAGCGAGGACAUCUGGAAGACAUACCGUCGCUACAGCGAUUUUCAUGACUUCCACAUGCGCAUCACGGAGCAGUUUGAGAGCCUGGCGGCAAUUCUCAAGCUUCCUGGGAAAAAGACCUUCAACAACAUGGACAGAGAGUUCUUGGAGAAAAGAAAGAAGGAUCUGAACUCGUAUCUACAACUGCUGCUAAAUCCAGAGAUGAUGAAGGCCUGUUCCAUGCUCAUACCAUACGUCUAUGACUUCCUGGAAAACAAAGCGUACAGCAAAGGCAAAGGAGACUUUGCACGCAAGAUGGACACGUUUGUGAAUCCUCUCCGGAGCUCCAUGCGGAAUGUGUCCAAUGCCGUGAAGUCACUGCCGGACAGCCUGGCCGAGGGAGUGUCCAAAGUCUCGGCGGACAUGGGCCGUGUGUCCGAGAAACUUGGCCAGGACAUUAAACAAUCCAUAUUUAAGGUGCCUCCUUUAAUCUCAAAGUCAGAUAUUGAUCCUGAACACUGCCGUGUCUCUGCCCAGCUCGAUGACAAUGUGGAUGAUAAUAUUCCUCUGAGGGUGAUGUUGCUAUUGAUGGAUGAAGUAUUUGACUUGAAGGAGAGAAAUCAGUGGCUGAGAAGAAACAUAAAAAACCUGCUACAGCAGCUCAUCAGAGCCACGUAUGGAGACACCAUUAACAGGAAAAUCGUGGAGCACGUCGACUACAUGACCUCACCAGAGCAGGUGUCUGACUAUGUGAAGAGAUUCAGAGACUCAUAUUGGCCGAACGGCAUCCUUGCUGAAACUCCGCCCCGCCGGGACAAAAGCACCCGCAUGAGGACAAGAGUCGCCGCCAAAACCACACUACUGGGCAUCAUGCCAGACGAACUCAAGCACAUCAUCGGUGCGGACACGACACGGAAGGGCAUCCUGCGAGUCUUCGACAUGUUCCAGCACCAGCCGAUGAACCGACGGCUCGUCUACGUCUUUCUGGAGGGCAUCCUGGAAACCCUGUUUCCGCAGUACAAGUUUCCCGAGCUGUUCCAGAAGCUUCACUCUCGCUCGCCGCGCGUUCUCAAAUACUCAAAGAAAAUACGCAGUUUGCAGAUGAGGUGACAGACGGACACUUUUCCCACCGGAAGCCACCUCGCCGCUGCAGGGGGGGAGGAGUCAGUACCCGCCCACUGCCGUAGUGGCAACCGAGCAGGGGACAGGGGAGGGUGUGCGUGAUUUGAGCCUGGUUCUCUGUAUCGCAAUGAAUUUUUUGACAUUUGAUGCUUGAACACAGCCCAAUCCCCCUGACCCCAGUCCCUUAGUGCAUCCUGUCUGUUUCUGAUAAAAGCACUGUAUCGACACGGCCGUAGCAUAGAGGACUCGUUUUAUCAUCGUGAAGCGUUCGGUCAAACACAGUCACCUCGGAACCACUGCGAAAGACUGCGGCGCCUGAAUUGCGCUGUUUAUUCUCUAAGUUUGCCGUUUGGUUUGCUUUUUAUGAUCUGAUUUUUGAAUGACUGUGUAAAUAAGAUUUCUGUGAAUGAAAACCUUUUUAUUUUUGGUUUAUUUUGGAUUUAUUUUGUUUGGCAGUGGUCAAACCCACCUCAACGUAAACACUGUAUGGUGAAGGAGAUUCGACCGAACCAACCUAUGCACCUUAAUGUAAAACUCUCAUCGUAACUAAGAAUAAGAGGCCAUAUGGGAACGAUCAGCAGCAUCAUGUAUUAAGUUAUUCAUUUACAAACCUUUUGUGGCACUGAAAUGCGUGAUGUGUGUGAUUUAAAAACACAAAAGGUGCAACGUCCUACCAACCAAUCGGUUGCAUGGAGUGGGUGGGUUUAAUACAGGCCACACCCCUCACUGAGUGGCAGCCCCAUGCUUACAGUUCUAAAUUGACUUAAUUAUCUAAAGCUCCACCAAGCAAAUCAGUCAUCAAAUAGGGACGACGAUGUGAAAGACCCCGUCGCAAAAGAACAAUUAUUUGCAUGGCUGUCUCGGACAUUUGGGUGACUACAGGGGAUAUGCUUUAAAGAAUGUACCUGUCUUUAGUGAGUUAAUGUUUGUGUGUAUCCUGUUUUUAUAACUCAAUUCAGUGGAGGGUUGUAUAUGUGAUUUUUUUUUUUUUAAUACUUUAUUUUAAAAUAGCAAGUGUAGCACUAAAUCACAACUGUCCGAAGACUGUUUCAGUGCGAGAUAUAGAUUUAGCCUUAAUUCUAAGACCAGGAGACGUGUGUUUUAGACGUAGCUUUCCCUUCUAACUCUCACACAUACACACAUGUACAUGGCCUCAUAUGCACACAAAAAAAAUAUUGACAGUUGUCAAAAUAUUCUGACAUUCAAUCAGAUUAUGUAAAUUGAUUUUUGUGCAAUAGUUUUCUUUAAUGCAUGUUUAUGUAACUAUAGUGAAUAGCGUUCGAACUACAUUUGAAUAUUUCAAAACCGAAAACUCCAAAAUCACACGAAACUCUUCUACUCGUUAACCACUGAACAUUCCGUUGUUGUAAAUGGCUUAUUUUAAGGACUUGUUUUAUAAGUCUGGCUUUUAUGUUUAUUUUGGGGAUGUCUGUUUUUAAGGUUUCGUCACUCCUGGUAAAUAUACCAUUUCCUCGACUAUGGAUUAUGACACGUUUUCCUUUUAGGAACAUUUGAUGGCAUAUUCUAGAUUAAAAGGCUCCUCAAUACUUGCAAAAACGUGAAAGAUACUGCAGUGUGUUGCUUCUGCCAGUGUCAGAGUGCACAUGGCGUUAGACAACACUCUUUCUUACUGUUAAACUCCCUCCAAUCACACUUGUUAUAAUAUAUCCACACUUAACACGUGUCCGAGUCCUACUUCACCCCAUAAUCAAAAGAAAAUAAUAUGAACUAUUUCGCAUUUGAAGCCUGUUUUUAAGUCUAUUUUUUUAGAUUUGUUGCAUUGUGAUAUUACUUGAAUGACAAAUAAUGCAAACAAAUCUCAUUCUCAUAAAUUAAAAUCAGUUAAACGAUACUACCUUAUAUAUUAAAUAUAAUAAGUAUAUUUCUUUUUCGCAUUACAGUAAGGAGAAUUUGGAGGGAAAUUACCUGAUAGGAGUGUUCUGGGUUUAAUACAAGAUAAGCUUGCAUCGACAGCAUUUGUGGCAUAAUGUUGAUUACCACAAAAAUAGAGACUUGACCCUUUUUUGUUCUAUAAAACUAAAAAUCAGUAACUGUAAAGGUCCAGGCAUACUUCGUUUUUGCGCUUUCCGGAUCGGCUCGCGGCUCGUCGACCGUGUUGCCUUUGUUUUGUAUAGUGACUGAGUGAAUACGAACACGUUUGACACAUGUCCAUUACAACUCCUUUGCGAUACUCUUUUAGUAGUCAAAAGCAAGCGCAUGCGUCAGCGACACGCACAGUGGAAGACCACGUGCACGGGUCAAGAAAAUCUAGACGGCGCGCGGUCAUGCCACACGGCUGUGCUGAUGACACAGUUUGUGUCACACAUACUGUGCGCAGAGCGAUCCGCAACGCGGACACCUGAAGUGUACUUUGACCUUCAUUUACAAUGGAAGUGAAUGGGGGCAAUCUGUAAACAUUAAAAUACUCACUGUUUCAAAAUUAUAGCCACAAGAUGUAAAAACAUUAUACGUUAAAACUAUUUUAGUGUGAAAAUUGCUUGCAAAUCUUAUCAGUGUACAGUCAUCCGAUAUUAAAACUUGGUUGCUAUGACGACAGAACUUGGUACCCCGUUUAUCACACUAAAAUCAUGUUAACACACAUAAUGUUUACAUUUUGUGGCUGUACUUCUGAAACCCUGAGUAUUUUAAUGUUUACGGCUUGGCCUCAUUCACUUCCAUUGUAAGUGUCUCACUGGAACUGUGAUUAUUUUUUUAUUUUUUUCACGAACGAGGGACAAGUCAAAAUUAUUGUCUGUGGUAAUCAACAUUAUGCUCCUAAUGCUGUCGAUCGAGCUUAACUUGUAUUGAACAUGAAACACUCUUUUAAUUGUCAUGAAAAUAUUGUCACAAUUCCAAAAAUGGUGAUGGUCCUAAAAUAAGCUUCAAUUUCUUUAUUUUGGUUUUGAGUGAAAUAUGACCCGAGCGUUUUCUUGACAGGUUUUGGGAGAUUGGCCUACUUUGUCAGCUCUGAGACCUGGUUCAGAUCAGUCAAAAUUGAUGCCAGUGCAAAUAGACAAGAACUAAUUGUUUUGUUUGUUUUUUAAUGAAAAAUUGCACUUUUUGAACAUAGUUUCUGUUUGCUCUUAUUUUGUCGCUGUUUGCUGUGAUUGGCCAGUGUGACACAGUUAUACUCUUUUGUGAUUUGCCCAUUAGUGGCUCUUGUCUGUUGUGAUUGGCUGGUGCUGAGAAGCUCUAUUGUGAUUGGUCAAGCAACCCAAAGCCUCUUAAAGAGACAUCACACCUUUGUAUCAAUCUUACCUGGCCCUCUUAAAGGGAUAGUUCACCCAAAAAUGAGAAAUUCCCUCAUUUACUCACUGUCUUGCCGUCUCAGUGGUGUAUGACUUACUUUCUUCUGCAGAACACAAACAAAGACUUUAAAACGAGUAAUUCAGCUCUGUAGGUCCAUACAAUGCUCUGCAGCAUAAAAGUGUGAGUAAAUAAUGACAGAAUUGUCAUUUUUGGGUGAACUUUCCCAUUAACAGCGGAGCACACUUUACCUUUAAAUUCACUAAAAGGUUGAUACGGAUGUUCCUGAUUUGAUUUGUUUUUGAAUCCCUGUACGUAUGAAUCUAAAUGAACUGUGCAUAUUGGUGUAUAGUUUGUGUCAGCAGUGUGCCUAAAUGUACUGUCUAUUAUAUUUUCUAAUGUUUCUUUAACAAAGGAAGUCAAUUUGAAUGUCACAGUCUUUUUAAUAGACUGAAAAAAGGACUCUAAAAAGGAGUAGAGUGUUUGCAUUAUGCUUCUAAAACAUUAAUUUUGAGCAGCUUAACUCAAUAUAACACUAAUAAAAUUAACUCCAACUCA
Myxocyprinus asiaticus (Chinese sucker) is the source of this 6813-nucleotide messenger RNA. RefSeq names its product sorting nexin-13-like. Lineage: Eukaryota; Metazoa; Chordata; Actinopteri; Cypriniformes; Catostomidae. The transcript is spliced from 26 exons. Gene Ontology annotation, molecular function: phosphatidylinositol binding. Gene Ontology annotation, biological process: positive regulation of GTPase activity. The coding region runs from base 130 to 2997 and encodes 955 amino acids. Gene Ontology annotation, cellular component: early endosome. The record is from RefSeq and is a predicted model, not a curated record.